This is a messenger RNA of Pungitius pungitius (ninespine stickleback), 1571 nucleotides long. Its product is annotated as L-asparaginase-like. The transcript has 12 exons. NCBI's taxonomy places the organism in Eukaryota, Metazoa, Chordata, Actinopteri, Perciformes, Gasterosteidae. Gene Ontology annotation, biological process: amino acid metabolic process. Gene Ontology annotation, molecular function: asparaginase activity. The record is from RefSeq and is a predicted model, not a curated record. Bases 54 to 1235 code for a protein of 393 amino acids.
ACCACCAUCACUGCACCACCACCACUCUGCAGAGCCACAGAUACAACAAAAUAAUGGGCAACGUGCAGGCGGUAACUUCCCCCUCCGAGGUGAAAGUCCUGGUGAUCUACACUGGAGGGACCAUCGGGAUGACGCCUAAAGAUGGAGUGCUUGCCCCAGAAGCCAACGCUUUUGUGGAAGGACUGCGCAAGAUGCCCAUGCUCCACGAUGAGGAGUAUGCCAAGAAGAUCGGCCUGGAAGGCAACAACACCCUGGUCCUGCCGCGAGACAGCACUGCAUCAAGAGGCUUCUGGUGCUCAUCUACUGUGGAGGAGAAGACAAUCACCAGGCUGACUAAAACCAAUAAGAGGGUUGUGUACACUGUUCUAGAGUACAGCCCUUUGCUGGAUUCCUCCAACAUUUCCAUAGAAGACUGGGGUACAAUUGGAAAGGAGAUUGAGAAAGAAUAUGAAAAUUUUAAAGGUUUUGUGAUCCUGCAUGGCACAGACACCAUGGCUUACACAGCCUCGGCCCUGUCCUUCAUGUGCGAACAUUUGUGCAAACCAAUCAUCCUCACCGGAUCUCAGGUACCAAUCUUUGAGAUGAAAAGUGACGGCACAGACAACCUGCUGGGGGCGCUGCUGAUCGCAGGCCAGUUUGAAAUUCCUGAGGUGUGCUUGUACUUCUGCAAGAAACUCUUCAGAGGGAACCGUGUGACCAAGGUGAAUGCUGAGAGUUUCGACGCCUUCUCCUCUCCCAACCUGGAUCCUCUGGCCGUCGCUGACGUGGAGAUCUCAGGAUCGGGGUGGAGGGCAGACCACACAGCACAGUUCCACGUCAGCACCGAGCUGAAUAGGAACGUGGGGCUGCUCAGGCUGUUCCCAGGAAUCACUACUGCUACUGUGACGGCUUUCCUGCAGCAGCCCAUGGAGGGUGUAGUCCUGGAGACCUACGGCAGCGGAAACGCCCCCAAUAACCGGCCUGACCUGUUGGCGGCGCUGAAGGAGGCCACCGACAACGAAGUCAUCAUCAUGAACUGCACCCAGUGCCUGAAGGGGACCGUGUCUGCUUCGUACGCCACCGGACAGGUGUUGAAUGACGCAGGGCUGAUAUCUGGUGGAGACAUGACUUCAGAGGCGGCCCUGUCUAAGCUCUCUUACGUAUUGGCCAAGAAAGAGUUAGAUGUUAAUGCCAAGAAAAAGAUGAUGGGUCAGGAUUUGCGCGGUGAGGUGUCCUACGGAGCCAAAACUAACUAAUCCAGGUCCCUGAGCAUCAGCUCCUAGGAGAUGACUGCACCCUCACAACACAAAGGAGACACAUGUUGUGGAAUAUUUAAAUAAAAGUUCGGGAGGAAAGAAUGGUUUGUUUCUUUCGAGUCUUGAUGAAUGAUCAAAGUUGCAAAAGUCCAUUUACUGCUUGCAAGCAGGAGGUCAAAUACACAAUCAUGUAUUACGGUGCUCUGUGGAGUCAAAACCCUUUUUAUACACACAUGUGAAGGCCAUCCUCAGUGGCAGGUAUGAAAUAUUGCAAACCAAGUUGAGAUAAAAACCAAAAGUUAAGAUGGGAUUUCCUAUAGAGUUAAACCCAACACC